Punctularia strigosozonata HHB-11173 SS5 is the source of this 570-nucleotide messenger RNA. RefSeq lists its product as uncharacterized. NCBI's taxonomy places the organism in Eukaryota, Fungi, Basidiomycota, Agaricomycetes, Corticiales, Punctulariaceae. The record is from RefSeq and is a predicted model, not a curated record. Bases 110 to 433 code for a protein of 107 amino acids. The transcript has 3 exons.
UGCAAGCACCUCGUGACUCCCCGACGAGGAGCGUAUAUAGGAGCAACGCGUAGGGCGCUCUACCCCUCAGCGAACAGCUGAACCCAACAUCAGAUCUCAAGUUCUCAACAUGCGUUUCUCUGCCGCCGGUGCUCUUGCUGCGACCUUCGCGCUCUUGUCCUGCGCUCAGGCCAUCGACCUCCGUGAACUGUACACAUUCCCGGGAGGCAACGGUUUGACGUUCUGCAAGGCUUGGAAGUGUGCAUGCAUUAACUACACGCCAUCCGACUCGACCCUGUCCUUUCAGGCUGCGUACUGCCAUCCCGGCGACUACCAAGGGAAGAACAACAACACAGAAGCUCUUGCUUACUGCUCGUUCACUGCUGGCACAGCGCCGGUAGCCUUCAGCGACACGAUCGCGUCGGAGCUUGGUGCUACCCCGACCACCUCCUAAAAGCACAUGGACAAUUGAUGAUGAUUCACGGACAUACGGACUACAUACGCAUACUACGCAUGCACCUAUCGAUAAUUGAAUUGGGAUACGAAGCUCUGGAUAUAUGCCACAAGAAGAUCAGUCUGAAUUCCAUCAUC